UUAGUUUGUGGCAGUAUGGCGGAAGUAGUAGCAGAGGAGGUGGAAUCCAAUGAAGAGUCUACAGACGAGUCUGAGGAAGAAGAAAGUGAAGACGAACCUAAGCUGAAGUAUGAGCGGUUGGCAAAUGGGGUCACUACAGUUUUGCAGAAUGAUGCAGCAAGCUGCAUGAUUGUACAUGACAAGUUUCUUGCACUGGGAACGCAUGGUGGCAAGGUGUUUCUACUAGAUGUCCAAGGGAAUGAAAUUGAGAAGUUUGAAAUUAGCUCUGUGAAGAUAAAUCAGAUCAGCCUAGAUGAUGGCGGAGACUAUAUUGGUGUCUGUUGUGAAGAUGGCAAGGUGCAAGUAUUUGGACUGUACUCCAAAGAAGGAUUUCAUGAAAACAUGGACUACCCUGUUAAAGUAGUUGCUUUACAUCCUCAUUUUGGAAAAUCCAGCAUUAAACAAUUUGUAACAGGAGGAAACAAGCUACUGUUAUAUGAAAGGAACUGGCUGGGCAGAUGGAAGACUGCAGUAUUACAUGAAGGUGAAGGACCAAUUUCUAACAUAAAAUGGAGGGACAACCUGAUUGCCUGGUCCAACAGUGUGGGUGUAAAGAUAUAUGAUACAGCCACAAAACAGCGAAUUACUAGUGUACCUCGUGACAACACAAGCCUUCGAUCAGACAUGUACCCAUGUAGACUGUGCUGGAAGGAUAGUGUUACACUUAUCAUUGGAUGGGGAAAUUCCAUUAAGAUUUGCUCUGUAAAGGAAAGGCAUCCUAAUGAACUGAGAGACUUGCCCAGUCGUUAUGUCGAAAUAGUGUCAGCAUUUGAAACAGAACAAAAUAUGUACAUCAGUGGUAUUGCUCCUCUUGGCGAUCAGUUAGUGAUAUUGCAUUAUGUGAAAGAGGACCUAGAACAAAUGGAAAAGCAGAACCAUGCAAGGCCAAGACUUGAUAUUGUCCAACCACUUUCUGAAUCAUGUGAAGAAAUCUCUUCUGAUGCUCUAACUGUAAGAGGCUUCCAAGGAAACGAGUGCAGAGACUAUUCUUUAGAACAUGCUGAGGGGGAAUCUCACUUCUACAUCAUCAGUCCAAAAGACAUAGUUUUUGCAAGAGAACGAGACCAAGAUGACCACAUUGACUGGCUACUAGACAAGAAAAAAUAUGAAGAAGCUCUUAUGGCAGUUGAAAUUAGCCAGAAGACUGUGAAACGGCACAAAGUGAAAGAUAUUGGCUUAGCUUUUAUAAAUCACUUGGUGGAAAUAGGAGAAUUCGAUAAAGCUGCAAGAAAAUGCCAGACAGUAUUUGGAAAAUCAAUGGAUCUCUGGGAGAAUGAAGUUCUCAGAUUCAAAGAAAUAGGGCAGCUAAAGGCAAUUAGUCUCUACUUACCAAGAGGUGACCAGCGACUAAGGCCUUUAAUUUAUGAAAUGAUUUUACACGAGUUUUUGAAGAGCGACUAUGAGGGGUUUGCUACACUGAUUAAGCACUGGCAGGGAAUGUACAACAACAAGACUGUAGUACAAGCGGUGCUCGAUCAUUUGAGGAGAGAUCCACAGAAUAAAAUUCUGCUUACGACCCUUGCUGAACUGUAUGCAUAUGACCAGCGCUAUGAUAAGGCACUUGAAAUCUACCUGAGGCUACGUCAUGAAAAUAUUUUCCAACUAAUACAUAAACACAGUCUCUUUGAUGCCAUCAAAGACAAAAUUGUUCUGCUUAUGGAAUUCGACAAAGAGAAAGCAGUUGACAUGCUACUAGACAAUGCAGACAAAAUUUCAAUUGAAAAAGUUGUGGAGAGCUUAGAAAGUCGACCAGAAUAUCAACAUCUUUAUUUACAUAAACUUUUUAAAAUGGACCACCACAAAGGGAAGCAGUACCAUGAGAAACAGAUCAGCCUGUAUGCUGAGUAUGACCGAUCAAACCUCUUGCCAUUUCUACGGGACAGCACACACUGCCCAUUGGAAAAGGCACUUGAGAUAUGUCAACAAAGGAACUUUGUGGAAGAAACUGUCUUUCUCCUCAGUCGAAUGGGAAAUAGCCACCAGGCUCUACAGAUGAUUAUGAAAGAGAUGCAAGAUGUAGACAAAGCUAUUGAAUUUGCUAAGCAGCAAGAUGAUGCAGAACUUUGGGAGGAUCUUAUUUUGUACUCAAUUGACAAGCCACCUUUUAUCACUGGCUUACUGAAUAAUAUUGGCACACAUGUGGACCCCAUUCUUCUAAUCCGCAGAAUUAAAGAGGGCAUGGAGAUUCCGAACUUGAGAGAUUCGCUGGUUAAAAUACUCCAGGAUUACAAUUUACAGAUUCUACUGCGAGAGGGAUGCAAGAAGAUUAUUGUCUCUGAUUGCUUGACCUUACUGAAAAAGAUGCAUAGGACUCAAAGAAGAGGUAUCCGUGUGGGUGAAGAAAAUAUUUGUGAAUCAUGCCAUAAUGCCUUGCUUCCUGGAGAUGGUGCACAGUCCUUUAAAGUAGUGGUGUUCAACUGUAGACACAUGUUCCACUUAGAGUGUCUGCGUGUUGAUGAUGAAAAUAUCCUGCAGUUCUGUAACAUUUGCAAUGCGAAACGCCGCGGACCAGGCAGUGGAGUGAUUGAGCUGUAGAUGUGAUGAUGCUCAGUUUCCGUUGUGAUGCUGUACAUUUACUAAAUGUUCACUGUAACCCACAAGCUCAGUUGCUUAAAAGAACAAAAAUGUAACCAUACGGCUGUACAUAUAUUCUUUUAUUUUAACAAGGAAGUUUCUGAUUUACACUUUUCUGAUUUGCUGUUUAUUGAAGAGUGCUGAAGCUGUUACUUUUUCCUGGAAUGAUCACAGUGUCAUAUAUGAGAUAUUUAAACCUGCCGUUUGCAUUUGAAAAUAUUAAUUAUUUCCUCAAUGAAACAUCUUGGUAAUAAAAGACAGUCUAAUAAAAAUAAAAUAUUUGGAAGAAGUA
Messenger RNA from Protopterus annectens (West African lungfish), 2905 nucleotides. It is a transcript of the gene VPS41, whose product is annotated as VPS41 subunit of HOPS complex. Gene Ontology annotation, biological process: protein targeting to vacuole; endosomal vesicle fusion; cellular response to starvation. The coding region runs from base 16 to 2574 and encodes 852 amino acids. The record is from RefSeq and is a predicted model, not a curated record. The transcript has 29 exons. Gene Ontology annotation, cellular component: HOPS complex; late endosome. NCBI's taxonomy places the organism in Eukaryota, Metazoa, Chordata, Ceratodontiformes, Protopteridae. Gene Ontology annotation, molecular function: protein binding.